Centruroides sculpturatus (bark scorpion) is the source of this 901-nucleotide messenger RNA. Its product is annotated as CAP-Gly domain-containing linker protein 4-like. Gene Ontology annotation, molecular function: protein binding; transcription cis-regulatory region binding. The record is from RefSeq and is a predicted model, not a curated record. Gene Ontology annotation, cellular component: nucleus. The transcript is spliced from 4 exons. Gene Ontology annotation, biological process: positive regulation of transcription by RNA polymerase II. Bases 8 to 886 code for a protein of 292 amino acids. NCBI's taxonomy places the organism in Eukaryota, Metazoa, Arthropoda, Arachnida, Scorpiones, Buthidae.
GUAGAUCAUGACUGUUUCAUUAAAUAAACAUCGAGAAAAAGACAAUUCCAUUUGUAACAUAAAGGAAAAGAGGACUUAUCCAAUCAUUCAUCCCACUUCUGAUGCUCCAUUAUGUUCAAGUUGUGAACAAUUAGAAUUGCCUUUUUUUGAUCCUAGUUGCCCAGGAUGUAUGGAAAUCCUUAAAAAUCAGAACACUUCAAUAAGUCAGAUAUUUGCCAUAAUUCGACAAUGGAUGCCACAAACCCAACAAAAUAUUCAAGUUCUUGUAAAUGAGAUAUUAAAACGUGGUGCUCAUGUGGAUGAUAGAGAUGGCUUAACUGACAUGACAAUCUUGCAAUAUGCUUGUAAAGCUGGAGCAAUUGGUGUUGGUGAUGCUUACAUGGCAACAGAAACAGUUAAGAUGAUGUUAGAUAAAGGAGCAGAUACACGGCUGAAGUGUAGAUGGACUGAUAUGACUGCUCUCCAUUAUGCUGUUUAUUUUGAUGUUGUACCAGUCUUGGAAGUUCUCCUAGAAACUGAUAAAAACAUAGAUAUCAACAUUCCAUGCCAAGAAUUUGAUGGUGGAACAUCGCUUCAUAUUGCAGCAUAUAAUUUGUGUGUCGAAGCUACAAAAAUCCUUAUAAAAUAUGGUGCUGAUGUAAAUAUAAAAGAUGAUUUUAAAAGAACUCCUUAUGAUUGUAUUCCACAAAUUUCUGAGGUAGAGAGUAUGUCUGAUGUCGUAGAUAUUAUUUGUCAUUUGAGAAAAUUACUUCAAAAUAAAAUUCAAUAUUCUGAAUAUGAUUUAGUAGAUUAUAGCAAUAUUACUGGCAGAACUGUUUUAAAAUCUUUAAGACUGAAACUUGGUGACAAAGUUAUAGUAGGAGGAGCAAAGGUAAGAUAUAACUAAUUUGGUUAUAAUCGU